Molecule: messenger RNA, 561 nt
Organism: Symbiodinium sp. CCMP2456
Lineage: Eukaryota; Dinophyceae; Suessiales; Symbiodiniaceae
Source: the annotation of a GenBank genome assembly
AUGCAGGUUUUCACGAAGUCGACGCAGCCGACCUUCACUCCCAGCGAUGCAGCGCAGCAGAAAAGGCAGGCCCAGGGGGCCCAGGAGCAAGCCAAGCGCGAGCGGGAGCGCCAGAGGGCCGAAGAGCGGCUCAAGCAGCGGGAGGCAGAGGCCCGAGCUCGCAAGAAGCGAGAAGAGGAGGCGAGCGCCCAGGCCGAACAAAGACGAGCGGCCCUCCGUGCAGAGGAGGAGAGGCGAGAGCGCAUCGCAGCCGCAGAGCGGCAACGCGCGGAGAUAUUUGAGGCAUACCGGCGGAAGCGCACAACGCAGAGGGCAGAAGCGGUGCCUGAGGUACCACUCCGUUCAGGUUCCAGAACGCCUGCAGCACCUGUUCGCGCAGAUCCUGCUGUCGGCCAGAGACCUGGGGCUGCUAUGUCUGACCGGCAUCUGCAAGCGCUGAAGCGACUUGAAAAGCGACGAGCAGGCGGAGAAGGCUUCGAGAUUCCAUGUGGCUCCUGGUGGGUCCAUGACCUCGAGGUGGACCAGUACCUCCUUCGUGAGGCUCUGUACGGCUUUCACUGA